AUGCCAGCUCUCAGUCUGGUCACCCUGGUCAGCUUGGUGUCCACUGUUUUUGCCAAGCAUCUGGAUGCUCACCCACCCCAACAGCACCACAGGCACUGGGCACCGAUCUGCAGGGGGAAUCCCAGCAACCAAAUCCGAGGCUGUGAUAAAUAUGGUUGUGGCCGUUUCGGUGCUGACAGGCACAGUGGGAAAGGGAAGCACGUGGGUGUGGAUGUCAUCUGUGCCGACGGAGCAACCGUCUACGCUCCUUUCAGCGGCCAGCUCUCCGGACCCAUCCGGUUCUUUCAUAAUGGAAAUGCUAUUGAUGAUGGAGUCCAGAUCACAGGAUCAGAUUUCUGUGUCAAGCUCGUCUGUAUCCACCCCAUCAGAUACCACGGCCACAUCCGCCGAGGGCAACACCUUGGGAGAAUGCUGCCCAUGCAGAAAGUGUUUCCUGGCAUUAUCUCCCACAUCCACGUUGAAAACUGUGACCACUCUGAUCCUACUCAUCUACUUACACCUGAUGUCCCACCAUUCCCACAGCAAGACAGACACUGGGCAACACUGUGCUCAGGGAAUCCUACCAACGAGAUAAGAGGCUGUGACAGAUACGGCUGCGGAUACUACGGAGCUCCAAGACGCAACGGGAAGGGGAAGCACAAGGCUGUGGACGUCAUCUGUGCCGAUGGAGCAACCGUCUAUGCUCCCUUUUCUGGGGAGCUCUCUGGGCCUGUUAAAUUCUUUCACAACGGAAACGCCAUUGAUGAUGGAGUCCAAAUCAGGGGAGCAGGUUUCUGUGUAAAACUGCUCUGCAUCCAUCCUACCAGAUACAACGGUAGAAUUUCCAAGGGCCAAGUCCUUGGAAGAAUGUUGCCCAUGCAAAGAGUAUUUCCUGGGAUCAUAUCUCAUAUUCACGUUGAGAACUGUGAUCACUCAGAUCCUACCAGCAACCUUGAAAGGGGGAAAGGGCGAAGAGAGUGA
Messenger RNA from Chaetura pelagica (chimney swift), 960 nucleotides. Its product is annotated as myeloid protein 1-like. The record is from RefSeq and is a predicted model, not a curated record. NCBI's taxonomy places the organism in Eukaryota, Metazoa, Chordata, Aves, Apodiformes, Apodidae. The transcript is spliced from 7 exons. The coding region runs from base 1 to 960 and encodes 319 amino acids.